AUGGCGGCGCAGCUCGCAAAGCUGCCAGCGGUCGAGCGCUUGAGCUCAGCGUGCAUUCGCAUCCUCGGUGGCAAUCCGGGCAAGUUCACGCUCCAGGGGACCAAUACCUAUCUCGUGGGCACAGGACCCCGACGAAUCCUCAUCGAUACGGGAGAAGGGCGUCCUGCGUGGCUCGAUUCCCUCCGGAGCACCCUGGAGCAGGAGAAUGCAUCGAUUGAGAGUGCUCUGAUAUCGCACUGGCACCAUGAUCAUGUCGGCGGGAUCAAGGAUCUCCUGGAGCUCUCUCCCUCCACCCAGAUCUUCAAGCACAAGCCAGCGCAGGACCAAUCGCCCAUAUCUGACGGGCAGGUGUUUCGCACACAAGGCGCAACGUUGACUGCGCAUUAUACGCCUGGCCACACGGACGACCACAUGACCUUUGUGCUAGCCGAGGAAGAUGCCAUGUUCACGGCCGACAAUGUCCUCGGCCACGGGACAGCUGUUUUCGAGGACCUGACUGCCUACCUGCAGAGCCUGGGCAAGAUGAAGUCGCUCUUCACGAGUCGGGCGUAUCCUGGGCACGGGCCUGUGCUGGAGGACGGCCCAGCCAAGAUCGCAGAGUACAUUGGACACCGUCGACAGCGAGAGGAGCAGGUGCUCAAGACCCUGCGCUCGACCAACGGAAACGGCGACAAGCCCUGGACGGUGAUGGAGAUUGUCAGGAUCAUCUACAGUGAGGUCCCAGAGGAGCUUCACCCUGCGGCUGCGGGCGGUAUCGUCCAGAUACUGGGCAAGCUUCGGGAUGAGGGGCGUGUCGCGCACGACGCAGGCGACACCUGGCGGUUGGCGCGUUCUCACAGUCUUUGA
Molecule: messenger RNA, 846 nt
Organism: Emericellopsis atlantica
Lineage: Eukaryota; Fungi; Ascomycota; Sordariomycetes; Hypocreales; Bionectriaceae
Product: beta-lactamase-like protein
Exons: 1
Coding region: 1-846 (281 amino acids)
Biological process (GO): secondary metabolite biosynthetic process
Source: RefSeq, a predicted model, not a curated record